GGUUUUGCAAAGCCUUGUGGAUGUUGUUGUUAAUUCCUUUCUCACUGUGUUACAUAAAUAUUGUAAGUGAAACAUAAAAGUCUUCGCUUUAAUGUCAGCUGCGAUUAUUGUGGCCGCUGUCGUCGGCGGUGGAAUACUGCUAAUUGUUCGCAGAAUGUUCCCCCGGAAGAAAGCGGUCGAGUUGCUCCGGUACCCGGCCGAUAUGAUGCGGGGAAAGACUGUCAUUGUGACCGGGGCGAACAGCGGCAUAGGGAAGGCCGCGGCCGGGGAGCUGCUCAAACUCCAGGCCCGGGUUAUCAUGGCCUGUCGGGAUCAGCAGAUGGCCGAGGAAGCAGCGCAGGACAUCAAGAAGCAAGCGGGGCCAGAGCACGGAGAGCUGGUGAUCAAACACCUGGACCUCGCCUCGCUUCAGUCUGUGCGGAGCUUUUGCGAGGAGAUCCUGAAGGAAGAACAACAAGUCGACGUGCUCAUCAACAACGCAGGCAUUUACCAGUGUCCCUACAUGAAGACAGAGGAGGGGUUUGAGAUGCAGCUGGGGGUCAACCACCUGGGUCACUUCCUCCUCACCCACCUCCUCCUGGACCUCCUCAAGCGCUCCUCCCCCAGCCGCGUGGUGGUGGUCUCCUCCAAGCUCUACAAGUAUGGCAGCAUCAACUUCGACGACCUCAACAGUGAGAGAAGCUACAACAAAGCCUUCUGCUACAGCCAGAGCAAGCUGGCUAAUCUGCUCUUCACCCACCAGCUGGCCCGGCGCCUGGAGGAGGAGGGCGUCACGGGGGUAACGGUCAAUGCCCUCACCCCAGGCAUCGUGAGGACCAGGCUGGGCAGGCACAUCCACAUCCCCUUCCUGGCCAAACCUCUCUUUUACCUGGCCUCGUUGUUCUUCUUCAAGAGCCCACUGGAGGGAGCUCAGACGCCACUCUACCUGGCGUGUUCACCCGACGUCGAGGGCGUGGCGGGGAAGUGCUUCGCUAACUGCGAGGAGGAGGAGCUGAUGCCCAAGGCGACGGACGAUCAGGCGGCCAAGAGACUGUGGGACCUGAGUGAGACCAUGGUGGGGAUAAAAACUCAAUAAGAGACCUGGGUUCCAGACUCUUAUAGAGACCAUAUGAGAGACUUGCCCUGGGAAUCAAGUGAAUUGGGAGAUGAUUGAUUGAGACUUCUUGGGGUUUCAUUGGAACUGGGGUCAGUGGGUAAAAUUUCCACUGUUUUUAAUUAACCUCGGAAUGUGGGUGCGUGUGGGUGUGUGGGCGCGUGCAUGCGUGGGUCCGUGUGUGUGUGUGUGGGCGCGUGCAUGCGUGGGUCCGUGUGUGUGUGUGUGGGCGCGUGCAUGCGUGGGUCCGUGUGUGUGUGUGUGGGCGCGUGCAUGCGUGGGUCCGUGUGUGUGUGUGUGGGCGCGUGCAUGCGUGGGUCCGUGUGUGUGUGUGUGGGCGCGUGCAUGCGUGGGUCCGUGUGUGUGUGUGUGGGCGCGUGCAUGCGUGGGUCCGUGUGUGCACAUAUAAUUGUGUGAUGUGCAAAUGAGGUGUGGAUGGAGUGUGAAUGUGAUUGGAGGUGUGCAAUGUGCCUGUGAAACUGAGAACUGCAGUCUUCCAUGAAUGUGUAACUAAGUAUAUCCGUUCCCAUAGGAACCAGCUAUUCUAUCUCCUGGACUGUCUUCACCAGUGUUCACUGAAUCACAAGUUCACACAGUCAAAGUGGAGAGGAGCUAAUUCCCAGUAGCGAUUAUCAAAGGGGAGUUGAACUGUCAUAUUUGCUUUUACCGAGUGCGAACAUGAUUGGUUAUAGUGCUAUAGAAAUAUCUCCGGGGUGGUUUGAAAAGCCAACAGGUAUGUAGUUCAGCAGCUGUAAAUAAAUGUGAAGGCGGCUAAGCUCAUGCAGCAUGCACUUGGCAGUAGAAAAAGGAAUAGGAGACUGGUUGUGUUGCGUUACCUAAUCCAGUUUUCCUCUCAUGAGGUGUUUGAAGUGUAAAUUCAUCACCUUCUGCUGUGACAGGAUGGAGGGGAACAAUAAACUUGACAAUGAGAUUCAGA
Molecule: messenger RNA, 2030 nt
Organism: Oncorhynchus masou masou (cherry salmon)
Lineage: Eukaryota; Metazoa; Chordata; Actinopteri; Salmoniformes; Salmonidae
Gene: rdh14b
Product: retinol dehydrogenase 14b
Exons: 3
Coding region: 92-1075 (327 amino acids)
Source: RefSeq, a predicted model, not a curated record